Molecule: messenger RNA, 1023 nt
Organism: Penicillium antarcticum
Lineage: Eukaryota; Fungi; Ascomycota; Eurotiomycetes; Eurotiales; Aspergillaceae
Product: ribokinase
Exons: 1
Coding region: 1-1023 (340 amino acids)
Biological process (GO): D-ribose metabolic process
Molecular function (GO): ribokinase activity
Source: RefSeq, a predicted model, not a curated record
AUGCUACCAAACCCACACAUCACGAUCAUCGGCUCCUUAAACAUCGACUUCGUAACAGCAAGCCCCCGCUGCCCGGGACCCGGCGAAACCCUCACAGCAACCUCAUUGAGCGUCCUCGCGGGCGGAAAAGGCGGCAACCAAGCCGUAGCAGCUGGUCGCGCUUCAUUCAUAUCAAAGGAUAAACAAGAUGUCACUGUUAGCAUGAUUGGCGGUGUUGGUGCCGAGGAUCCAUACUAUUCCACGCUCCUCCAACCGGCACUGGAGAAUUCAGGCGUUGACACAGCAUCAAUUGAACAAUCUACUACUGCACAAACUGGAUCUGCGAGUAUUAUUGUUGAAGAGGGCAGUGGAGAGAAUCGGAUUCUCGUUGUGCCUGGCGCCAACCAUGCUGGGUUGAUGAGUGAUAUCAAUGGAAUUGUUCGUGUGAUGCCGAAGUCCCAGGUUGUCGUUUUGCAAGGUGAAAUUCCGCGAGAGACGACCAUGGGAUUAUUGGAACAUUUUAAUAGGAAGGGGGAAGCAAAGGUUAUCUUUAACCCGGCGCCUGUAUUCCCUGAGGGUGUCCCUUUGUCUGCAUUGCGUGGUACGGCCGUUUUGAUCAUGAAUGAGACGGAGGUUGUGCAGAUGGCGAGGUCAAUUGCUGGUCUUCCUGUUCAGAGUGAUAUUGUUGUUGAUGAAGAUCGCUUUGAUCCUGCUGGGUUUGCUGGCAAUUUCCAUGAAAUGGCUGGGGUUGAGAUAGUUCUUAUUACCCUUGGUGCGAAGGGUGUUUAUUUCUCUAUUCGGAAUGGGAAGUGUGGGACUGUGACUGGUGUGAAGGUGGCCAAGGUUGUUGAUACCACUGCGGCUGGUGAUACCUUUGUUGGGUAUUUCUCGGCUGCUGUGGCACGGUUUCUUGCUACUGGGAAGAGACUGGACGAGUUUGAAGAUGUUGAAAAGGCUGUUUCGGCGGCUAACGCUGCUGCUGCGGUUUGUGUGCAGCGCCGGGGUGCGAUGCAAAGUAUUCCGUUUGCUUAUGACAUGGUGUAA